Messenger RNA from [Candida] anglica, 393 nucleotides. The record is from the annotation of a GenBank genome assembly. NCBI's taxonomy places the organism in Eukaryota, Fungi, Ascomycota, Pichiomycetes, Serinales, Debaryomycetaceae.
AUGACUAACUUCUUAGUUGUCCUGGCGAUCCACAAGCACCUGACCCAACGCUGGCUGUUAGGAGCAAUGUCGCCGGGGCACCACAGCAGCUCGAGCGAAAAAAGAAAGCCUCCCCCCUCCCAAAAAAAAAAAAAAACAUUCCUGCCCGCCACCACGGGCACCCAGCUGGGGGGGCACCUGGUCCGGCAGGGGGGGAGAGAGAGACAGAGACCGUCCUUCUGUCCUCGCACCCACACGUCACACCUUCGCUCGCUCGCCCUCGCUCGCCCGUCGCCCACUGGCAGAAACAAAGGCGUUCCGCCAGCGCGUGUGCAUGGAACUAAAGGUGCAUCUUCACCGGCCGAGAGCGCAAUCAACGCUCCGUCUUGGGUGAGACUUUUAAUUAAAAUUUAA